UAUCCACGUUUCCCUCCAAUAGAAUAUGUAGCUACUUCCUCAGCAAAAUCCUCAAUCCAUCCGCCAGAAAAAAAUAUCUGCAACUCUACAUAAUAGAGGCUGAGAACCUUGACAGUGAUAGCUCCCAUCUUCACCAUUCCACAAAAUACCUAAUAAACCCUAAAAAAAUUCUUGCAGAAAAAUUCUUCAUACUGUCAAUUCAAUCAUCCCAAUUUCAAAUUUUCCUUUCCUCUAACCUUAAUUCAUAGUUUUUUUCUUCCUAAUGAUGGACUUGGCUUAUUCACCAAUGGCCAAAUGCAUUUCGACGCCAUUUCAAUCUUUCACUCAUCGACCACUAGCACUUUUUUCUAGGGUUUCCAUUUCGGUACACAUUAAGCCCAAAUUUGCAAAUACUUAUCGUCGGUGGAACAUGUGUUCUGCUUCCAGCUCGGAUACACAUACACUUGUCGCUGGGCAUAAAUCUGUUGAAGUUGAAAGUAACAAAGAGGAUGAAUACGGGGACUUAAAAUCAUGGAUGCACGAAAAUGGGCUACCUCCUUGCAAAGUGGUUAUUAAGGAAAGGCCUUCCCAUAAUGCUAAACAUCGGCCCAUUCACUAUGUUGCUGCCAGUGAGGAUCUUCAGGCUGGUGAUAUUGCUUUUUCUGUUCCGGAUUCGUUGGUGGUAACGCUUGAGAGAGUUUUGGGAAAUGAGAGCAUUGCUGAACUCUUGACAACAAACAAAUUGUCUGAACUAGCCUGCUUAGCGCUUUAUCUAAUGUAUGAGAAGAAACAAGGAAAGAAGUCGUUCUGGUACCCUUAUAUAAAAGAACUCGAUCGCCAGCGGGCAAGGGGCCAGCUAGCUGUGGAAUCGCCUCUUCUAUGGUCAGACGCUGAACUAGAUUACCUGACAGGGAGUCCUACUAAGGCUGAAGUUUUGGAAAGGGCUGAAGGGAUCAAGAGAGAGUACAAUGAGCUUGAUACAGUCUGGUUCAUGGCUGGAUCUCUGUUUCAGCAAUACCCCUAUGAUAUACCCACUGAUGCAUUUCCGUUUGAGAUCUUCAAGCAAGCUUUUGUUGCAGUGCAAUCAUGUGUUGUACAUUUACAGAAAGUUAGUCUUGCCCGGAGGUUUGCACUAGUCCCAUUGGGACCACCAUUAUUAUCCUAUUGUAGCAACUGCAGAGCAAUGUUAGCAGCAGUUAAUGGUGCAGUGCAACUGGUUGUCGACCGCUCUUAUAGGGCAGGAGAUCCAAUUGUUGUGUGGUGUGGACCACAACCUAAUUCAAAGUUACUCAUUAACUAUGGUUUUGUUGAUGAAGAAAAUUCGUACGACCGUCUUAUGGUGGAGGCAGCAUUAAAUACAGAGGAUCCUCAAUAUCAAGACAAGCGUCUAGCUGCUCAAAGGAAUGGUAAACUAUCAGUGCAAGCUUUCCAGGUGUGUGUGGGAAAAGAAAGAGAGGCUGUGUUGGAGAUGCUUCCUUAUUUGAGAUUGGGAUAUGUUUCAGAUCCUUCAGAAAUGCAGACGGUCUUAUCAUCUCAAGGCCCUAUUUGUCUGGUGAGCCCUUGUAUGGAAAGAGCAGUUCUGGGUCAGCUAAGUGAUUAUUUCGAGGCAAGGCUGGCUAGUUAUCCGACCACUCUAAGUGAAGAUGAGGCUUUGUUGGCUGAUGCUGAUCUGGAUCCAAAAAAGCGAGUUGCUACACAGCUUGUCAGGUUGGAAAAGAAAAUUCUAAAUGCAUGCCUGGAAACUACAGUGAACUUCAUUAAUCAAUUACCUGAUCUCUCCGUAUCUCCAUGUCCGGCUCCUUUUGCUCCAACAUUGAAAUGAUAGAGAUUGUGGAUCAAAUCUUCUUAUAAAAGCUGUGGAUAGAUUGAGCAUCUUUCUCAAGUGUAUUGAUACUGGGCCAACCAGACUGCUCAUCAAUGAGGUGAACUUAGCGACUGAACCAAUGAAGUUGUCCAAAAGUAUACAAACGUUGCUCUGUGCAAUAUGCUGGCAGUUCUACAAUAUCCAUUAAAGACCAAUGUUCUUCAUUGUCAUUCUCCUUGAGCCUAACUGUGUAUUAGCCUUCUUUAUCAUUCUCUUUUCUUUUUCUCCCUUUUUCACUGUCACAUUGAGUUUAAUGAUGAUGCGUUUAGGUGUAUAAAGAGAAGGUUCUUAAUCGAUGCAGUGCAUCCUUGUGCUGGCCAUCUAUGUGAUGUUAAUCAUUCUUUGUAAAUAUUGGUUUUGAUGUAUCAUAUUCAAUCUGAUUCUCCAGUCAGAGUAUAUGAUGUAAUGCAUUAUGAACAUGUUUAUGUUGA
This is a messenger RNA of Nicotiana tabacum (common tobacco), 2274 nucleotides long. RefSeq lists its product as uncharacterized. Gene Ontology annotation, cellular component: chloroplast stroma. Gene Ontology annotation, biological process: peptidyl-lysine monomethylation. Gene Ontology annotation, molecular function: protein-lysine N-methyltransferase activity. Lineage: Eukaryota; Viridiplantae; Streptophyta; Magnoliopsida; Solanales; Solanaceae. The record is from RefSeq and is a predicted model, not a curated record.